ACCACUUCCACUCUUCUGUAAAAAUAGAAAUAAAAAAGGAUAAUCUGAAUAACAACAUUGCUCCAAGCUAUACCAAGCAAUCUUUACAAUACAUACCUGGUCCCUUUUCCUAUCACCCCAUCACCCCAACAUGAACCAAGCGUCCUCACCACCAACCAUGCCAAACUCCACCAUAACCCUUACCCCAAUCAACCUCCACGAACCCGCCGACUACGCCGCCCUCCAACACCAGCGCACACUCUGCGGCUGGGAUCAAACCGACGAAGCCCUCCUCGCCUGGCGCGCCAAACAAGACGCGGGCCUCAAAUCCUUCUUCUGGAUCGACAUCGUCCCACCUUCCACCUGCACCUCCGCGUCUACCUCCACCUCCAGCAGCAGUAGCGACAAUAACAACAGCAGCAGCAGCAGCAGCCAGGAUACUGCAGUGGAACCAAUUCACGCAGGCCACAUCUCCCUCGACGCCUACGCCCACCCGCCAGACCCGGACCUGGCCACAGCUGACGGCACCAACCUCACCAUCCAGUCGUUCUUCAUCCUCCCGGCGCACCGGAAGGGCGGGCUGGGCCGGCGCGCGAUGGCGCUGGUCGAGGAGCGGGCGCGCCGCGACCCGCGCUGCAGGUACGUGACCCUCAACGCGGUCAGCAAAGCGUACUACGCGGACCCGGGGCGGCGGCGCUGGAUCGAGCGCAUCCGCGGCGAGGGCGGGCUGCCGGUCGCGGAGUGGUAUGAGAGGAUGGGGUAUGUGCGGUGGAAGACGGAGCCGCGGUAUACGGACUGGACGCCGGAGGGAGAGGAGGUGGUUCUCGAGGCGGAUUUUAUGAGGAAGUUGGUGGGGUGAGUAGAUGGUGGGCUGUGGGUUGGGUUUAGUGUGCUGUGCUGUAUAUAUGGGGGGUGGAGGGGGGUGAGAUGGGAUGGCUUGUAGUACAUACGAAGGGCUGCUGGAUGUAGAUAGGGAUGUGCUGUAUAUAUGAGAACACAUAUAUGUUUAGAGUGAUUUCAGGUGGGUGAGUGGGUGCUGAAUUGAGGUCUUGCCGGGUUUGUCUUCAACUGGAAUAUGCUGGACCUUACCUUCAAGGCUUUCAAUGCUGGGUGUGGUUGUUAGUUCUCUGAGCGUAGUGAGCAGAAACACAGUAGACUACGUGAUUGGAGGCUUAUCUUUGAUUGGCUG
Aspergillus aculeatus ATCC 16872 is the source of this 1168-nucleotide messenger RNA. RefSeq lists its product as uncharacterized. The transcript has a single exon. Lineage: Eukaryota; Fungi; Ascomycota; Eurotiomycetes; Eurotiales; Aspergillaceae. Gene Ontology annotation, molecular function: acyltransferase activity, transferring groups other than amino-acyl groups. The coding region runs from base 131 to 838 and encodes 235 amino acids. The record is from RefSeq and is a predicted model, not a curated record.